AGCUCCUUUAGCGGCAGAGUUUUCCGAGUGACCUUCUUGAUGCUGGCUGUUUCUCACUGUUCCCUGCUUGGAGCCAUGAUGCUGCUGGAAUCUCCUAUAGAUCCACAGCCUCUCAGCUUCAAAGAACCCCCGCUCUUGCUUGGCGUUCUGCAUCCAAAUACAAAGUUGCGACAGGCAGAAAGGCUGUUUGAAAAUCAGCUUAUUGGACCGGAGUCCAUAGCAGAUAUCGGAGAUGUGAUGUUUACUGGGACAGCAGAUGGCCGGGUUGUAAAACUUGAAAAUGGUGAAAUAGAGACCAUUGCCUGGUUUGGUUCGGGUCCGUGCGAAACCCGAGAUGAUGAGCCUGUGUGUGGGAGACCCCUGGGUAUCCGUGCAGGGCCCAAUGGAGACUUCUCUUUGUGGCUAGCUAGCAUACAAGGGACUAUUUGAAGUAAAUCCUGGAAACGUGAAAUAAAACUGCUGCUGUCCUCCGAGACACCCAUUGAGAAGAAAAUGUCCUUUGUGAAUGAUCUUACGGUCACUCAGGAUGGGAGGAAGAUUUAUUUCACUGAUUCUAGCAGCAAAUGGCAAAGGAGAGACUACCUGCUUCUGGUGAUGGAGGGCACAGAUGACGGGCGGUGAUCACGGCCUUGCUCCAGGGAAGUAAAAGUGUUACUGGACCAGCUGCAGUUCGAAUGAGUCCAGCUGUCUCCUGCAGAGGACUUUGUCUGGUGGCAGAAAGCGACCAUGGCCAGGAUACAAAGUUUCUAUGUUUCUGGCCUGAUGAAGGCGGGGGCUGAUCUGUUUGUGGAGAACAUGCCUGGAUUUCCAGACAACAUCAUUGCUUGGCAGGGAGUACUGGAGUCGGCAUAUCCAACCAUCCGCCCUAACCCUGGAUUUUCCAUGCUGGAUUUCUUAUCUCAGAGACCCUGGAUCAAGAUGAUUUUUAAGCUCUUUAGUCAGGAGGCGGUGAUGAAGUUUGUGCAGCGGUACAGCCUCGUCCUAGAACUCAGCGACAGGUGCCUUCGGAGAAGCCUGCAUGAUUCGGCGGGCUGA
This is a messenger RNA of Chlorocebus sabaeus (green monkey), 1035 nucleotides long. The record is from RefSeq and is a predicted model, not a curated record. Lineage: Eukaryota; Metazoa; Chordata; Mammalia; Primates; Cercopithecidae.